Dufourea novaeangliae is the source of this 2840-nucleotide messenger RNA. Its product is annotated as protein trachealess. The record is from RefSeq and is a predicted model, not a curated record. Gene Ontology annotation, biological process: regulation of transcription by RNA polymerase II. Gene Ontology annotation, molecular function: DNA-binding transcription factor activity, RNA polymerase II-specific; protein dimerization activity; RNA polymerase II transcription regulatory region sequence-specific DNA binding. The transcript is spliced from 11 exons. The coding region runs from base 1 to 2793 and encodes 930 amino acids. NCBI's taxonomy places the organism in Eukaryota, Metazoa, Arthropoda, Insecta, Hymenoptera, Halictidae.
AUGUUGCCGUAUCAGGUGGCCAUGGAUUAUGGGGGCUUUCAACGACAAAGCCCGGUCGGGGUCGGUGUCGGUGUCGGCGUCGAUGUCGGCGGACCCCAUCAGGGGGCCGCUGGGGCGCUCAACAUCAACCCCGCGUUCACGCACUCCUGGUUCGUACCGGCGGACCUCUGUGUCCCGUACAAACAGAGUCAGGGUCCUCUCCUCGAGCCAGGUAUCCUCGAGCUGCGCAAAGAGAAGAGCCGAGACGCUGCCAGGUCCCGGAGAGGGAAGGAGAACUUCGAGUUCUACGAGUUAGCGAAAAUGCUGCCAUUACCGGCGGCUAUUACCUCUCAGUUGGACAAAGCCUCCAUAAUAAGGCUAACCAUCUCGUUCCUCAAACUUCGGGAGUUCUCGAGUCACGGAGACCCGCCAUGGAAUCGGGAUGGGCCGCCGCCAAAUAAAUCUGUCAAAGGUGCAAACCGAGUGAGGUCUUCAGCAUCCGCAGCCGUGGACCACUUCGAAGUGCAUCAAGGCACCCAUAUCCUUCAAUCGCUGGACGGCUUCGCGAUGGCGGUCGCCGCUGAUGGACGGUUCCUGUACAUAUCCGAGACCGUCUCGAUUUACCUUGGACUCUCACAGGUAGAGAUGACGGGAUCAAGCGUUUUCGAUUACGUUCAUCAGCAAGACCACGCGGAAGUCGCCGAGCAGUUAGGCCUCGGUUUGACCUCGACCACUUCUUCCGGUCCACACUCGUCAAGCUCUGGAUUGGCGUCGCCCAGCAGCGCUGCCUCUGAAGAACAUGGUUCGUCUUCCACUGCGAACCCCGACGUGUCCUCGGUAAUGUCCUUGUCGGCGACUGGUCUCUAUAAGGGAUACGACCGAGCGUUCUGCGUCCGGAUGAAAUCCACGUUAACAAAAAGAGGGUGCCAUUUUAAAUCGUCUGGUUAUAGGGUCGUACUGUUACUGUGCCGUUUGAGACCGCAGUAUACGUUUAGCCAUACAAGAAAGUCCGCGCCGCCAUUGAUGGGCAUGGUUGGAUUGGCAAUCGCACUUCCUCCGCCAAGUGUGCACGAAAUUCGCCUUGAAACCGACAUGUUCGUCACCCGGAUUAACUUCGAUUUUCGGAUAGCACACUGCGAACCAAAGGUAUCCGAAUUAUUAGACUAUACCGCUGACGAAUUAACGGGGAAAAAUCUUUAUACGCUGUGCCAUGGGGAGGAUGCGAACCGUCUUCGGAAGUCUCACAUCGACUUGAUUCACAAAGGGCAGGUGUUAACGCAUUAUUAUAGGCUGAUGAACAAGAGCGGAGGAUUCACCUGGCUGCAGACGUGCGCGACUGUUGUGUGCAAUUCGAAAAACGCUGAGGAGCAAAAUAUCAUCUGUGUCAAUUAUGUCAUAAGUGGUCGUGAAUAUGAGAAUUUAAUCAUGGACUGUUGCCAAUUGGAAGACGGCGUGAUGGGUGUCAAGCGCGAGGACGCCGCUGGAAACGAUCCAGAGAAUGGAUCGCCCGAUGCCGACAGAGGAGAAGGUAGGAGUCGUGGAGGACCACCAAAUCAGCACCCAGAACACUCGUCGCACAGAUCUCCGCCCGAGGACCGAGACGACACCCGCGGCUCCGAAAGCGAGAAACGGGGUAGCAGACACCACGACAACCUCGCACAAUUGCAACAAGACCCCCAAACUACCGUAGGAAACAUCAGUACUCUUGUAGUAAAAUUACGCGGUCACAAACGAAAGCUGCAGGAGGAAGACAGCAGCUCGAACGAAGAAGAAGACGACGAGGAGGACACAACGGCAAAGGUGACGGGCAACGAAAGGAACCACGCCCUAAGUCCAGCCCCCUCGAACCACUCCAUCUCGGGAGGUGACCAGGCACUCUGUGCGCCCAGUCCGAAGUCGAGACGCGUGGACGACAGAACGACCAACGCGGACACAACCGGCACCUCGGUGAAGGAUCUCGAACAAGCGAUGUCCAAGCAUCUUCCGGUCGCGAACCUGAACAAAUCCCAUUCACCAACUCUCCAUCAGCCCACGGACUUCAGUACCGACGCGUUGCUGAAGCAGCAGCAACAGAGAAGCACGAUACAGUGGAUCGGCGCACAUCAUCAUUUAGGACACCUGAGUCCCCAACAGUCGAGCACCGCUCCGUUGCCAGCUUCGGCUCUUCUGCGACAAUUGUACGCGAACAGGGAGAGCGUGAUACGAGCGAACGUCCAUGGAAUUACCUCCAGCGGCAGCACGCGUACCCCAUCGUCCGGUGGGACCUACUACGCCGGGGAAGCCACACCCAGUGGACCGUUACCUACUCCACCGGGUUCAGAAGGAUCCAGCACCUACGGCGAACAUCAGUUUGUCCUGGCCACGCAUAACCAGAAAGGUCCAGCCGGCACGAGUUGCGCCGACGCCUUCACCAGCCUGGUCUCCUCCUACUCCACCGCGGGCGGUUACGCGGUCGACUAUCAUUCCGCAAUGACACCCCCGUCAUCCGUCUCGCCGCGGGAUAAGCAGCAACAGCAGCAACAACAACAGCAACUACAUCCCGUGAACGUAAUCAGCAAUUACGAGAGCUCGUCCGCUUACACAGACCCGGUGCUACGCCAUCAGUACGAACCGGCGCAACCGUUGCCUGUGAAACCACAAGUGUAUUCAGCCGCUGUUCAUCCAAGCGCGUUGGACGCCGCGGCGGCGUACGCAUCCGCCGGACUGGCCGAGCAGACGCAGUUCUAUCAUCAUCCAGCGGCCGGGGCCGGUUUUCACAUCUAUCAUCCGACUAACAAAUCGACGACGAACGGCUGGUACAGUUCGACAUCCUAGUGGCGUGGUCCCGUGCGCGACACUCGUGUACUUAAGUAACUGAAAUC